Messenger RNA from Pipistrellus nathusii (Nathusius's pipistrelle), 1059 nucleotides. The record is from the annotation of a GenBank genome assembly. NCBI's taxonomy places the organism in Eukaryota, Metazoa, Chordata, Mammalia, Chiroptera, Vespertilionidae.
AUGGCUAGUCAGAGUACCUAUGAGAUGCAGGAAGCCAGGCUGGCCCCAUCAGAGAAUGGACAGCCACCAAUACUGGUCCAAUAUGAUACAUCCCCAGGCCCCCAUGUGGGUCUCAGGGAGGCUUUGGAGAGGCAUGGGGGCCAAGAAAAAAGCCAAGAUCCAAGCCCACAAGACAACCCGCAACCACAGGCCCCAAACCAAAGCACCGCCAAUGUGGAAGGAAACAACAUUCUUCAUGGGCCAUCCUUCCCAAGAAAGCUUUGGAGGAUAGUGGAGGAUGAUGCCUUCCAGUCUGUGCACUGGAAUGACGAUGGAGACACCGUGAUCAUCAAGGAAAACCUUUUCCAGAGGGAGAUUCUCUGUCAAAGGGGCAAGGAGAAAAUCUUUAAAUUGAGCAGCCUGAAGAGUUUUAUCCGCUUGAUGAACCUCCAUGGUUUCAGCAAAAUACGCCCUGGUGAUUCUUCAGUUUGCUCUCCAACGAACAAAAUAAUGAUCUACCAAAACAGCAAUUUCCAGAGGGACAAGCCUUGGCUUCUUGAGAACAUCAUGACAAAAGGCAACCAGAAGACUCAUGCUUUGCCAGGGACCAGUGCAACAUCUCCCAAGAGAAAGAAGAAGAUGGCCCACACAAGACACCCCCCAACAAUUGACUAUAAUGAUUCUGAAGAAAAGGCCCAGAGGAACGCCAAAAAUGAUUGGGGACCCAGUGCAACAGAAUUUUUCAAGUACUUGGGUCUGCAGCCCACAAGAAAUGCCAUGGAGGUCCAAUGCCCAAGAGAGGCAGGUGGUCCAAGUGGGGAGAACAUGUCUGGGAAUAUCAUGUUUGUACCCCUGGAAAUUGCAGGAACUGAUGGCACAGGGGAUAUGCCUACAAGCCCGCCAAAUGACCCACUCCAUGGUUCAGUGAUGUCUUCAUACAAUGCCUGUUAUUCCACCCUGAUGGCUGGCUUUUCAGUCAUGGCCCCACUUGAGGCCCCUGACAAGAAGGAGGAGGAAAAGGAGUCCUCAAAUAACAAGUGUUCACUCAGUGAGCAGUUCAAGGACAAUGUAGACCACUAA